Diaporthe batatas is the source of this 1257-nucleotide messenger RNA. RefSeq lists its product as uncharacterized. The transcript is spliced from 9 exons. The coding region runs from base 1 to 1257 and encodes 418 amino acids. NCBI's taxonomy places the organism in Eukaryota, Fungi, Ascomycota, Sordariomycetes, Diaporthales, Diaporthaceae. The record is from RefSeq and is a predicted model, not a curated record.
AUGUCCGGCAUCGGUCAGGAGCUGCCUUCUGAGGCUGUCGGGCCAGCGAUCGGCGUAUCAGUCUAUAGUUUGAUAUGUUUGAUCUUGAGUUGUGCUCUGCUGUGGGCCACAAUUGCCCACCGGGAGUGGAAGAGUUAUGUGGCAUUCUUUGCCUUCUUCACAUCCCUGAGCACAAUAGCUUCCAUGGCACAACAGCUCCACACAUACCUCCAGUGGACUUCGAUCAAGCUUGACCAGUUUGAUUAUGUGAGCACACGAGCCGGAAAUCCUGAGUUAUCCGUGGCCGGGGCCUCGGAAGGCAUUGAUCUUGUGUUGUUCUAUAUUCAAUACUAUUGUUACAAUGUUGAAUCCAUUCUCGUCGUCUCAUGGUGUACAGAGCUGGCUUACUCUAUCUACCAUUUGAAAGCAACGGGAUCAGCUACUCGAUACGGAAGCUAUUCCGCCAAAACUACCGCAGUCAUUCUUCCCAUCGUCCAAGUGAGCUUGAUGCGAACCGACGUUGUUCAAAGCUCAACCAUUGGAUUCUACUUCCUUGCAAACGUGAUUAUGGGUGUCAGCCUUUCGCUCGGCACGAUCCUCCUUCUGGCUAUCCUUGCGAGAUAUGUGGCAACAAGAGCCUCGACGUCCUGGCAUGUUGGUUACGCUGAUCGUUCGACUAUUGCUGGAAAUGGCCCUUCAACUACUCAAAGCACGGUCGCUGCAAGUCUUGCCAGCAGUACUGGCGGAGUCCCACUGCAACAGAAGAGCAUCUAUGACAGUUGGCUGGUUACCCGUUUCACUCUUACCUUCGCGGGUUUAUCAGCAUUCCAGCUGGUGGUCAUCACGAAUGAAAUCAGCUUUGCCAGAGAUAAUGGCAAAGGUUCCCAGGGAUCUGUUGUUAAUCUGACCUAUCAACGAGCCAUUGGAGACGUUUUGACCUUUCUGCCGGGCGUUUCCGCUAGUCUCCUCGCCUUCAUAGUCUUUGGCACAACGAAGUCUUUUCGAGAUUAUUUCUACCGGAAAUUGGUACCGAGGCGCAUACGGAGACGUUGGAGGAAAACACUGAGGAGCCCACCCGUCGUCGCGAUACCUUCUCGAUAUCCGAUCCCGGACACCCCCGGGCAAUCGGAAUUCUUCGAACUCGAUGGUGGAGAGUCGGGUCUGGGCCCAGGAGUCCAUCAGCAUGCCAGCCGCUCACCCGGCGUCAGUUCUGUUAGCUUCGCUGGAAAGGGCCCGGAGGACGAAUUACCAAUUCUGUCAAUUAGACCGCACAGAUAA